AUGAUUUUUAAAGCUUGGGGAAAAGUAUCAGAGAUUACAAUACGAAAUUGUUUUCGUCACGCUUUUUUCAAUAAUGCAAUACCACAACAAACUGUCCAAGGAGAACAAGAAGAAGACAUAAGUUUCCCAAACUUAAAUGAAUAUGUUAACUUUGAUAAUGAUGUGCUAACUUCAGAACCAUUAAGUGAUCAAGAAAUUAUUUCUUCAUUGAUUAACCAACCCGAAGAACCUGAGGAAGACGAUAAUAGUGAAGAAGCUGAUACUCCCGAUGGAGAUUUAUCUAUUAAUGCAGUGUUCAAUGCAGCAAAGAUGUUAGCAAAUUAUAUGGCUCUGAAUAACGCAAGUCCAAAGAUAAAUUUUGAAGAACUAGAAAAAAAAUAG
Macrosiphum euphorbiae (potato aphid) is the source of this 381-nucleotide messenger RNA. NCBI's taxonomy places the organism in Eukaryota, Metazoa, Arthropoda, Insecta, Hemiptera, Aphididae. The record is from the annotation of a GenBank genome assembly.